Messenger RNA from Gallus gallus (chicken), 5224 nucleotides. RefSeq names its product capping protein regulator and myosin 1 linker 1 (gene CARMIL1). The record is from RefSeq and is marked validated. Gene Ontology annotation, biological process: cell migration; regulation of Arp2/3 complex-mediated actin nucleation. Bases 181 to 4311 code for a protein of 1376 amino acids. NCBI's taxonomy places the organism in Eukaryota, Metazoa, Chordata, Aves, Galliformes, Phasianidae. Gene Ontology annotation, molecular function: protein binding. The transcript has 37 exons. Gene Ontology annotation, cellular component: lamellipodium; plasma membrane.
GCCGGGGCGGUCGCGCGGCGCAGAGGGAGCGGGCGGUGAAUUGCCCCCUUCCCUCCGUCGGCGCGCACACACACAGGCGCAGGGCCGGCCCUCCUCCCCCGCCCCGCGGAUUUCAUGCUCGCCUGGCUCUGCGGAGGGACGGCGCGCCGCUGAACAGCCCCGCCGGGCAGCGCCUCCAGCAUGGCCGAGGAGAGCGCCGAGCUCCCCCGCGAGCUCAUCGAAAGCAUCAGGGAUGUUAUUGGGAGGAAGAUCAAAAUUUCAGUCAAGAAGAAAGUAAAGCUGGAAACCAAGGGAGACAAAGUAGAUAACAAAAUAUUGGUGCUGGCAUCAUGUCGGGCAUUUCUUUUAACAUCUCGCAUUCCCACCAAGUUAGAACUAACUUUCAGCUACUUGGAGAUCCAAGGAGUAACUUCCUGUAAGCCAGGUCAGCUGGUUAUGGAAACUGAGAAAUGCAGCAUCUCCAUGAAGAUGGCGUCCUCGGAGGAUGUGAAUGAGGUGCUGGCACACAUUGGAACCUGCCUCAGGAAGAUAUUCCCUGGACUCUCUCCAGUGAGGAUUCUGAAAAAAGUAACAAUGGACCCUUCAGAAAGACUGGCUAAUCUCCAGGCCCUGUGGGACAGUCAGACAGUGGCAGAACUUGGACCUUGUGGAGGCUUUUCACAGAUGUAUGCCUGUGUGUGUGAUUGGCUUGGAUUUCCAUAUAGAGAAGAAGUACAGUGGGAUGUUGAUACAAUUUAUCUGACACAAGAUACCAGAGAGUUGAAUUUGCAAGACUUCAGCCAUCUUGACCACAGAGACUUAAUACCAAUAGUUGCUGCUCUGGAGUAUAAUCAGUGGUUUACAAAGCUGUCCUCCAAGGAUCUGAAAUUAUCCACUGAUGUCUGUGAGCAGAUUCUGCGAGUAGUGAGUAGGUCCAAUCGAUUGGAAGAACUGGUAUUAGAGAAUGCUGGGCUUAGAACAGAUUUUGCACAGAAACUAGCCAGUGCGCUAUCCCAUAAUCCCAACUCAGGACUCCAUACAAUCAACCUUGCUAGCAAUCCACUUGAAGACCGAGGUGUAUCAUCUCUAAGCAUCCAGUUCGCCAAACUUCCAAAGGGACUGAAACAUUUAAAUUUAUCUAAAACCUCCUUGUCACCUAAAGGGGUGAACAGCCUUUCCCAGUCACUGAGUGCCAACUCGCUGAUAGCGAACACGCUCGUCUAUCUUGACCUCUCAGGGAAUGCUCUCCGUGGAGAUGAUCUCUCAAGCCUCUACAAUUUUUUGGCCCAGCCAAAUGCCCUUGUUCAUCUGGAUUUAUCCAACACAGAGUGUGCUCUAGAUAUGGUGUGUGGAGCCCUCCUUCGUGGAUGCCUUCAGCAUCUAGCUGUCCUUAGUCUUUCCAGGACACUUUUUUCUCACAGAAAAGGAAAAGAAGUCCCUCCCUCCUUCAAACAGUUUUUCAGCAGCUCACUUGCUUUGAUGCAGAUUAAUCUCUCGGGAACUAAACUUCCUCCUGAGCCUCUGAAAGCGCUUUUAUUAGGCCUGGCUUGCAAUCACAAUCUGAAGGAGGUGUCUUUAGAUCUCAGUAGCUGUGAGUUAAGAUCGGGAGGUGCCCAAGUCUUGGAAGGAUGCAUAGCAGAAAUACGCAAUAUCACCAGCCUAGAUAUUUCAGAUAAUGGCCUAGAAUCUGACCUCUCAACCCUUGUAGUCUGGCUUAGUAAAAACCGAUCAAUAAGGCACUUGGCAUUAGGCAAAAACUUUAACAACAUGAAAUCCAAAAAUCUCACUCCAGUACUUGAUAAUUUAGUUCAGAUGAUUCAAGACGAGGAUUCACCCCUGCAGUCAUUGUCCCUCGCAGAUUCCAAGCUGAAGACUGAGGUCACCAUCAUUAUUAAUGCUUUGGGCAGCAAUACUUCUCUUACAAAAGUGGAUAUUAGUGGAAAUGCCAUGGGUGAUAUGGGAGCAAAGAUGCUGGCAAAAGCUCUACAGAUAAACACAAAGCUCAGAACUGUAAUUUGGGACAAGAAUAACAUCACUGCUCAGGGAUUCCAGGACAUAGCUGUGGCACUGGAAAAAAAUUAUACUUUGAGAUUUAUGCCUAUACCUAUGAAUGAUGCUUCCCAAGCACUCAAAACAAACCCUGAGAAAACAGAAGAGGCACUGCAAAAGAUAGAAAACUACUUGCUUCGUAAUCAUGAGACCAGAAAGUACCUACAGGAGCAAGCAUACCGGUUGCAGCAAGGCAUUGUUACUAGCACUACUCAGCAGAUGAUUGACAGAAUAUGUGUUAAAGUGCAAGAUCAUCUCAACUCUUUAAGAAACUGUGGUGUGGAUGCUGUACAGGAAGAUGUCAAAUGUGCAGAGAGGCUUAUGCGAGACGCCAAGAACUCCAAAACGCUCUUGCCAAACCUGUACCACCUUGGCGGAGCUGCUUGGGCAGGAGCAAACGGUUCACUCUCCAAUCCAAUCCAAGAGACACUGGAAUCCAUGGCUGGAGAAGUCACAAGGGUUGUGGAUGAGCAGCUUAAGACUCUCCUUGAAUCCAUGGUGGAUGCAGCAGAAAAUCUUUGCCCAAAUGUAAUGAAGAAAGCUCAUAUCCGUGAAGACCUGAUUGAAGCUAGCACUGAGAAGAUUUCCAUCCCACGCACUUUUGUGAAAAAUGUCCUUUUGGAGCAAUCUGGAAUUGAUAUCCUCAAUAAAAUCAGCGAAGUAAAGCUGACAGUGGCUUCUUUCCUGUCUGACCGAGUUGUAGAUGAAAUUCUGGAUGCACUUUCCCACUGCCAUCACAAACUGGCUGACCAUUUGACCAGACGUGGCAAACCACUUCCACAGCAGGAAUCACUGGAAAUUGAGUUAGCUGAAGAAAAACCAACUAAACGCUCUAUCAUCACGGUUGACGAGUUAACAGAGAUAGAACGUUUGGAGGACCUGGACACCUGUAUGAUGACACCUAAAUCAAAAAGGAAAAGUAUUCACAGUAGAAUGCUCCGGCCGGUGUCCAGAGCUUUCGAGAUGGAAUUUGAUCUAGAUAAAGCACUGGAAGAAGUACCUAUCCAUAUAGAAGACCCACCAUUUCCUUCCAGCAGGCCAGACAAGCGAACUUCUGGAUUCAUUUCAGAGUUGCCAUCAGAAGAAGGGAGAAAACUCGAACACUUUACAAAGUUAAGGCCCAAAAGGAAUAAAAAACAGCAGCCCAGCCAAGCAGCAGUAUCUGCUGGAGUCCCUCCAGAUGGCGAACAGAAUGGCCUCAUGGGAAGAGUAGAUGAAGGUGUGGAUGAAUUUUUCACAAAGAAAGUCACAAAAAUGGAUUCAAAGAGACCAUCGACUAAAAGUUCGGAGAGCAGUGAGCCCAGUGAAGCAGGUGAUGAGAAGAAGAAAAGGGACUCAAGGAAGAGUGGCUUCCUUAACUUAAUCAAAUCAAGAGGUUCCAAAUCUGAACGUCCUCAGACUGUGGUGGUGGCUGAGGAGCCCUCCUCACCCAAGGUGGCUUCGAAAAGUCAAGCGGUGGACUCAAGUAAGAAGGAGCUAAAAUCUGCAGAGCAGAAUGGUGGUACAGAGCGAUCUGAGGAGUUAAAGACGCCGGACUCAGUGGAGGAGAUGCAGCCAGAUGAUGCUGCAAAGGCUGAAAGAGGUGACAGCAAAGGAAGCCCACAAGGAGGCCGGAGAUACGGUGUGCAGGUGAUGGGCAGCGGUCUUCUUGCAGAAAUGAAAGCCAAGCAGGAGAAGAGAGCAGCCUCUGCUCAGAAGAAACUUGGGAAUGACACACCUUCCAAGGAGCCUUCUGAUGCAGCAGUGAGCUCAGAACGACUGGAUGGAGGUGGUACAGUGCCUAAACUCCCGCAGACCCUUCCAGAGAGUCGGUUUGCCUCCAAUAAGGGUGACUCUAUCUCAGCAUCCUCUGAAAAAAAUGCGAAAGCUGAACCAAAGGCAGAAGCAGCAGCAAAGGCAAGAAGCUCUUCCAAUACACCAACCAGCCCCAAACCCCCGCUGCAGUCAGCGAAGCCCAGCCUGGCAGGACGGCCCACGGUGCCACAGAAACCACGCUCUGCCUCUCGCACCGAGGAUGCCCCAGAGUCUCCCUCUGGUCCCAGCUCCCCAAAAGUUGCCCUGCUUCCACCUGUGCUGAAGAAAGUUCCAUCUGAUAAAGAAAAGGAUGGUCAGAGCAGCCCCACAGUCAGAUCAUUUUCUCAAGAAGCCGCCAAAAGAAGCCCUGGGCACCAGCCCCACGAGUUCCAGGAGCUGAAGCAGAGGUCCUUAAGUAAAGACGGCCAUCAGGGAAGCAAGUCCAGUGACUCUGGCGAAGAGGCAGAUAAAGAUUUUAUUUUUGUUUAACCAUCAGUCCAAGUGCUUUGUAGUGCGAGAGCUUUUAUAACAGCCAGGGUACAGCAAUCAACAGCCCUUCCAGCCGGCUGCUCUAUCACCACAGGUACAUCCCCACGCAGAGAAGCUGAUCUUCCAAACGCGAUUUCCACUACAAUCGGUUGGUGUUGAUUUGGUCCUUAAUUUCCGUUCUGUCCCGUUCAGACCUUCCUUCCCAUGCCUUUGCUAAAGCCAGCAAUCCUUUCAUGUAUUCUACUUGAAUUGCUCUGAAGCAGCUACAAGGAAUGCCCUGCAUUAGGGCGUUGGGAAAGCAAAGCAAAUUAACUGGACACUGUCUUACGCUCGUACACUGUACAGCAGGUAAUGUGUUGUACUGCUGAAUGUAAAUGUGUCAAAUCUGCACGUGACUGACCUAUAAAUAUAUUCUUGCGGUAUGCAAUUGCACAUUGUAAUUAUAUUAAGAGCACACUAAUAAAAUAAUUUGUAUAGAUUAUAUAUAUUAAAUGCUUGGGUAUGGUUUUUACAUUCUCUCAUAGGGAGCUUCUUUCUUCCUGUUCUUGUACUGUACAUAAAGCUCCAGCGCUUACAUUUGUGUACCGUCAAAAAGCACAACGGAGAAGGAUCUGAAUGACAUAUAAUCUUGUUAUGCUUCCACAUUCAUGUAUUAAUGUAUAUAGUUGGUUGGAAUGAGGGCAAUGGAAAUUUUAUUAAUAUUGGUGUUUUCUAGAGACCUUCUUCGGUUCUGUCUGCAUAUUAGCUUCCUUUCAGUGUGUAAUCCUACGAGAACAAUGGUUGGACAUCUGUAAAAACAUUUCUGCUUUUGGGGGAGGGGUGCAGGUUUCACAGGUAUCCACUUACGUUACAGGUUGAAGGGAUUUUAUUCAUAUGUAUAUUUGUAACAAUAAAAAUGAUUUUACAGCUGAAA